Messenger RNA from Zootoca vivipara (common lizard), 1693 nucleotides. The record is from RefSeq and is a predicted model, not a curated record. NCBI's taxonomy places the organism in Eukaryota, Metazoa, Chordata, Lepidosauria, Squamata, Lacertidae.
AAACCGCUCAACAGCAGAGGCGCGCAGAGACAGACACCAGCGUUCGGCGCCCCUUCCACACCCCUGAUGGCCAGGCGCCCUGGCGCCUUGUGCCACCCAGCCCGGGGCUAGGGACGGCCCUGCUGGUGUCAAAAGUGGGUGAGGCUACAGCCAUUCAGUUCAUUUAUUUUAUCACACACCUAUACACAGGCAUUCAUUACAUUCUCUCUCUCUUUCUCUUUCUCUCUCUCAACUGCACACACACCCUUCACAAUCACAUGCCCUAGUUAUUCUCUCUCACACCUAUCACCACACAAGCAUUUGUUCUUUUCAUAUUCUCUCACAUCAUUAAUCAUCCCAGAUCCACUGCCUUCAGUUAAUCUAUUCCCCCAUCCAUAUUGUAAGUAUAAGGGUGGGCAUAUUGUCAGCCACCUCAUAGGUAAGCUGUGGGGUGCAGGAGUGGACAAAGUGGGGCUGGUAAAGGGCCAAGGAGAGGUGUCUUUCAAGGAGAGUCAAAGUCCUAAUAGAGAGGCCCUGAGUGCCACACCUGGCCUGUGAGUCAUAGGUUCUUCCCCCCGACUUCUAAUUUGUUCAACUUGGGGGGGGGCACUACAAUAAUUUUCGGAAGAGGCUCAUAUCUACAGUAAGAAACCAACAUGGGGGAUUAAGAAAUGAGGUUUAUGCCUAAUUGUAGAGCCUACUGCUGUGAUUUAUUUUCAUAGUUUUGUUGUUGUUAUUGGAUCUUCGUUAGGAAACCCUCUAGUGUGAGGGCCAUCCAUCCAGUGUCCUUGAUGCCUGUCGAAGACUACUUGGCUCAAAGAGAUGCACCCAUGGAGUAUCUUCACAGCAAAAGGGAGCAGUAUGGGCAGGGACAGGGCACUUCAUAUGUAUACUUUGUUUUUACAGCCAAAGACUCCCCUCAACCAUCUGAAGAGAAAGUAGGUGCUUUCACGAAGAUAAUAGAAGCAAUGGGUUUCACAGGACCACUAAAAUAUAACAAAUGGAAAAUCAAAAUAGCAGCCCUGCGAAUGUACACAUGCUGUGUAGAGAAAACAGACUAUGAGGAAUUCUUUAACAAAUUUCAGAUGCCUGACACGUUGAACUCAUGGUUUUUAGUAGCACAGCUUCAUGUCUGGAUGUGUUUAGUACGAAUGAAGCAGGAAGGACGAACAGGAAAAUACAUGUGUCGCUAUAUAGUUCAUUCUAUGUGGGAAGAUGUUGAGCAACGUGGGAAGGUCAUGGGAAUUGAUUCUGUUGCCCUGAAAACGAGUAUGAGAAGCAUGACAGAAAAUUUCUAUGCAGCUAUUUUUGGAUAUGAUGAGGGAAUUUUAUCAGAUGAUCAUGUGCUUGCAGCAGCCAUCUGGAGAAAUCUGUUCAACAAGCAUUGUGAAGACCCAAGGCAGCUGGAAAUAAUGGUGGAAUAUAUACGCAAGCAGGUGCAGCACCUGGAUGCUAUUCCUGGAGAAGACCUGCUGCUGUCUGGUGAAGUGACCUGGCGCCCCCUUGUGGAAACAAAUGCUCAAAGCAUCGUGAAACCUGCUUUACCAACAUACAAUGAUGCAGGACUCUGAAAUCUUCAUCACCCUGCUUGAAAACGUUUGCUGCUGACUGUGUUUAAUUCUAUAUGUGGAACAAUUCCUGGAAGUGAGAGUUGAUUUCCUGGGGGUUCCCAGGAAAGAAAGGAAUAAAUGCUGUAUUUGCUAUUUGAAAGAGU